Messenger RNA from Mycena indigotica, 780 nucleotides. RefSeq lists its product as uncharacterized. NCBI's taxonomy places the organism in Eukaryota, Fungi, Basidiomycota, Agaricomycetes, Agaricales, Mycenaceae. The transcript has 6 exons. Gene Ontology annotation, cellular component: U1 snRNP. Gene Ontology annotation, molecular function: U1 snRNA binding. Bases 1 to 780 code for a protein of 259 amino acids. Gene Ontology annotation, biological process: mRNA splicing, via spliceosome. The record is from RefSeq and is a predicted model, not a curated record.
AUGGCUGAAGUCGCUGUUCCGCCAGCCCCCGAUGCAAUGGACGGUGUAGUCCAGCAACCAACAGCGCCAGAACCGCCUGCAGAGCCAGAAUUUACUUCCGAGACACUGUACAUCCAAAACCUGAAUGAAAAGAUCAAGAUUGAGGUCCUCAAGACAUCACUGCGGAGUCUGUUUAAGGCGUAUGGGGAGGUGUUGGAUGUCGUCGCCCACGGCAAUCUCCGAAUGCGUGGCCAGGCAUUUGUGUCGUUUUCCUCAGCCGAGAUAGCCCAGAAGGCGCUCAAGGAGGUCAAGGGCUUCCCGCUGUACUCGAAACCCAUGCAAAUAUCAUUUGCGCGGACGAGGUCGGAUGCGGUGGUGAAGAAGCUAGAUGCAGAGAACUUUGAAUCACACAAAGCACGGAGGGCAGAGCACAAGAAGAAGACGCGGUACUCAAAUCCGCUAAAACAGAAGCUGAAAGCGAAGCGUUUAGCAUCCGAGAUGGACGGUGUUGUGCCCACCCCGGCCCCGAAAAGACCGACGGUGCAAAUGCCAGACGAAUACCUGCCGCCAAACAAAAUUCUCUUCCUCCAAAACCUGCCCGAAAACGUCACCAAGGACCAGCUCGUGUCGCUCUUCUCACAGUACCCCAACCUCUACGAAGUUCGUCUCAUCCCGACCAAGAAGGACAUUGCCUUCAUCGAGUUCAUCGACGAGAACAGCGCGGGUGUGGCGAAAGACGCGCUGCACAACUACAAGCUGGAUGGGGAGAACAAAAUCAAGCUCACGUACGCAAGGAAGUAG